Messenger RNA from Cladophialophora psammophila CBS 110553, 1407 nucleotides. Its product is annotated as 2-methylcitrate synthase, mitochondrial. The record is from RefSeq and is a predicted model, not a curated record. The transcript has a single exon. The coding region runs from base 1 to 1407 and encodes 468 amino acids. Gene Ontology annotation, molecular function: 2-methylcitrate synthase activity. Lineage: Eukaryota; Fungi; Ascomycota; Eurotiomycetes; Chaetothyriales; Herpotrichiellaceae. Gene Ontology annotation, biological process: carbohydrate metabolic process; tricarboxylic acid cycle. Gene Ontology annotation, cellular component: mitochondrial matrix.
AUGGCUACUACAACGAGGACGACCCAACAUGCUCUGAGAAGCCUUCGUGCUGCCUCGUCAACCCGCCCUUACGGCUCCUUCAUCCUCCGGACGUACACCUCUGCCGCCGAGCCCGACCUCAAGGCCACGCUACAGUCUGUGAUUCCCGAGAAGAGAGAAUUGCUCAAGCAAGUCAAGAGCCAUGCCGACAAGAAGAUUGGAGACAUCACCAUCGGCCAAGUCAUUGGCGGUAUGAGAACAAUGAAGUCCAUGGUCUGGGAGGGCAGUGUGUUGGACGCCAACGAAGGAAUCCGUUUCCACGGCCGAACCAUCGCCGACUGUCAAAAAGAGCUUCCCAAGGGCACCUCUGGGACAGAGAUGUUGCCUGAGGCGAUGUUCUGGCUCCUUUUGACCGGCAAAAUCCCGUCUACCUCUCAGGUCCGAGCCCUCUCGCGCGAAUUAGCCCAGCAAUCGGAUCUCCCACCCCAUGUCAUCUCCAUGCUACGCUCCUUCGACAAGAACGUCCACCCAAUGACCCAGCUAUCCUGUGCUGUUGCCGCGCUAAAUAGCGAGUCCACGUUCGCCAAGAAGUAUGCUGAGGGCAUGAACAAGGCAGACUACUGGGAGUCUACCUUUGAUGACAGCAUCGGCCUUCUCGCCAAGCUGCCUCGUGUCGCUGCCGCCAUCUUUGACAAGUCUGCGCUCGACAUGCCUUUGGACAUGGAUCAAGACUGGGCCUACAAUUUCGCCAAGCUCCUUGGGAAGCCAGGGAAGGAAAAUGAAGGGUUCCAGGAUCUGCUUCGUCUAUACCUUGCCCUCCACGGAGAUCAUGAGGGUGGUAAUGUCUCGGCUCACGCAACGCACCUAGUCGGCUCCGCACUUUCUGAUCCGUUCUUGUCGUACUCUGCUGGCUUGUUAGGUUUGGCUGGACCUUUGCAUGGCCUUGCAGCCCAGGAGGUGCUUCGAUGGAUCCUGAAGAUGCAAUCUCAAAUUGGUGAGAAUUUCUCUGACCAGGACGUCAAAGACUACCUUUGGUCUACUCUUCGCUCUGGUCAGGUCGUCCCCGGUUAUGGUCACGGUGUGCUCCGCAAGCCUGAUCCACGGUUCAAGGCCUUGAUCGACUUCGGCGAUGCCCGUGAGGAUAUCGCAAAGAAUCCAGUAUACCGACUGGUCAAGAAGAACAGUGAAAUUGCACCAGGUGUGCUCACCGAACACGGCAAGACCAAGAACCCUCACCCUAAUGUCGACAGUGCCUCAGGUGUCCUCUUCUACCACUAUGGCUUCAAGAACCCCCUGUACUACACUGUUACUUUUGGAGUGAGCAGAGGCCUAGGCCCGUUGGCGCAACUGAUCUGGGAUCGUGCUCUGGGCAUGCCGAUUGAAAGACCCAAGAGUAUUAACCUUGAAGGCCUCAUGAAGUUGGUGUAA